CCCCUUCCUUUGUCCUUUUCUUACCAUUCCCUUUUCUUCAUCUUUCUUUUCCCUUUCCCACCUCACACUUUCUGUUGAAAAAAAUCUAGACAAAACUUUUUAGGCCAUUUUUUCGGUCUCCUUGAACGCGAAACUUUGAUGGCAUGAAGGGUCUUUGGUGGCUCUUUCGGGUCUCUGGAGUUUGGGCAUUAGUAAAGUAUUUUAACAAAAUGGCUACUAAUGAACAUUUCAUUUUUUUCUUUUGUAUUCUUUGGAGUAUCUGGACAUGUAGAAAAUUCGACAACUUUUCAGCUCUUUGGACGCAGGAUUUGAAGCCAAUGAUGCCCAAUUGCCUUUGCAAGAAAGGAAAAGAAGGUCAACUAGAAUGAAUAACGUGCAAAUUCAGAAAAAAUAACCAA
Messenger RNA from Rhizophagus irregularis DAOM 181602=DAOM 197198, 398 nucleotides. Lineage: Eukaryota; Fungi; Glomeromycota; Glomeromycetes; Glomerales; Glomeraceae. The record is from RefSeq and is a predicted model, not a curated record.